AUGGCUAUGGGUUCUAGACAAAUCACAGAAAAAUCUUUGUCCCUAAUUAGAUCCUUGCCAAGAAUAUCUUUGGGUAACAUCCGUGAUAAUCCAGGUUCUAAAAUAACACAAAAACGUGGUCGUGGCCAACAUGGAGGUGAUAAACAUGGAGCGGAAUACCCCAUGAGCCAUAUUACAAAGGACAUCAUCACAGAAGACAAUAUCCACCAAUUUCAUUAU
Molecule: messenger RNA, 219 nt
Organism: Iphiclides podalirius (scarce swallowtail)
Lineage: Eukaryota; Metazoa; Arthropoda; Insecta; Lepidoptera; Papilionidae
Source: the annotation of a GenBank genome assembly